Messenger RNA from Pecten maximus, 7443 nucleotides. RefSeq names its product adenosylhomocysteinase-like 1. The record is from RefSeq and is a predicted model, not a curated record. Gene Ontology annotation, biological process: L-methionine cycle. NCBI's taxonomy places the organism in Eukaryota, Metazoa, Mollusca, Bivalvia, Pectinida, Pectinidae. The transcript has 18 exons. Gene Ontology annotation, cellular component: cytosol. Bases 700 to 2271 code for a protein of 523 amino acids.
UAUCUGUGUUAUUUUCUAAAUAAAUAAACGUACAAAUGUAGUUGCCUGUGGAUAUUCUAUGCAUAGGUAAACAUGUAGGCUACUGGUCACAUUUUACCUUCCCAUGAGUUGGCUGCUACGUAGACAUACACUUAAUGUAACCAAGAAGUCAACCUACCUGUAGGCUUACUUAAGUAUGACCGAUAUACAUUGUCCUUUUGUACGUAUACGUAGACAGCUACUGGAUGCCUAUACUAUUGAUUACAGGUGUAGCCACGACUUGUAAAAUUCAGACUUGUUUAAUGAGUAUUUUGGUUCUAGCUUCACUAAUAAGACCUUUUCCAGCGUAAACAUUAUAAGUUUUAUGUGUGAGGGGAAUAUCUUAAUCGAUCUAAAGUGGAUACCCUACGCUUCACUACCCGUAUAGCUUCUUCUAGGCCUACCACCCACCAGCAAAGUUGAAAGUGAAACUAGAAAUUAUUUAUGUAAACAUGCAUGCAUAUCUAUUAUGUAGGUCUGUAAGAAACGUUUAUUUGCCGUGUUUUCUUGUUACAAACACUUGACUUUAAUGAAUUUUGACUAGAGGACAAAUAAUGUAGCUGUCAUGAAUGAGUGACAGUUUGUCUAAGCCCAUAAAUUUCUUUUUAAUGCGCUUCAAGCCACCUAAGCGCUAACUGAAGGAGCGGAGCUCGACUGAUCACGUGACUAACGACAGCCAAAAUGUCGGACGCAGACGUGAAUGGAGAAUCAGCUGGCUUGCUGGCACAGAAGCCGAACCCGGGUUUAAAGUUUGACAAGAAGCUGUCAGAGACGGAGAGGUCUACCAGGGAAAUCAAGUACAACUUGACCCCUGGACGUAACAAGUUACGGAGCCGUUCAAUGUCCCAAUCAUCCACGGACAGUAACAGCUCCAGUAAGUAUACAUCAGCAUCCUACACAGGCAGUUCGUCAGAUGGCGAAGACAUCAACCCCAGAGAGAAAAUACAGAAAAAUGGCAAAGGUGGAACAGAUUUCUGUGUGCGUAACAUUGAAAGUGCAGCAUUUGGACGAAGGGAGGUUGAAAUUGCCGAACAAGAAAUGCCAGGGCUAAUUGCCCUUAGACGGAGAGCGGAGUCAGACAAGCCUCUUGUUGGAGCCAAGAUCAUCGGUUGUACACAUAUCACAGCACAGACUGCAGUCCUGAUUGAGACUCUAUCAGCCUUGGGGGCUACUAUCCGAUGGGCGGCCUGCAAUAUCUACUCCACACAGAAUGAGGUCGCUGCUGCCCUGGCAGAGGCUGGAUUCCCUAUCUAUGCCUGGAAGGGAGAGACAGAGGAGGACUUCUGGUGGUGUAUUGACAAGUGUAUCAACACUGACGGAUGGCAGCCAAAUAUGAUCCUGGAUGAUGGUGGAGAUGCAACACACUUGAUGCUGAAACGCUAUCCAGCCAUGUUUAACAUGAUUAAGGGAAUCGUGGAGGAGAGCGUGACUGGUGUCCACCGUCUCUACCAACUGUCCAAGUCUGGCAAACUGACCGUCCCCGCAAUGAAUGUCAAUGACUCUGUCACCAAGACCAAGUUUGACAAUCUAUACAGCUGUCGUGAAUCCAUCCUGGAUGCGCUAAAGAGGACAACCGAUGUCAUGUUUGGAGGAAAGCAAGUGGUUGUCUGUGGAUACGGUGAGGUUGGGAAAGGUUGUGCCUCAGCCCUCAAGGGACUUGGAUGUAGUGUUAUGGUGACAGAGAUUGAUCCAAUCUGUGCUCUCCAGGCCUGCAUGGACGGUUUCCGAGUGGUACGACUGGAAGAGGUUGUCCGACAAGUUGACAUUCUGAUCACAUGCUCAGGAAAUAAGAACGUUGUAACACGUAGCUUCAUGGAUCGUAUGAAGACAGGCUGUAUUGUGUGUAAUAUGGGACACUCUAACACAGAAAUCGAUGUGGGAAGUCUGAGGACCCCGGAUCUAACAUGGGAAAAAGUCCGGUCACAGGUUGAUCAUAUAAUCUGGCCGGACGGCAAGAGAAUCAUCCUCCUGGCCGAGGGUCGCCUGGUGAAUCUCAGUUGUUCCAGUGUACCAUCGUUUGUAGUGUCCAUCACAGCAGGCACCCAGGCACUAGCUUUGAUAGAGCUAUAUAAUGCUCCUGCAGGCAGAUAUAAGCAAGAUGUCUACCUCCUUCCAAAGAAAAUGGAUGAAUAUGUGGCCAGUCUACAUCUACCAACGUUUGAUGCUCACUUGACCGAACUCAACGAUGAACAAGCAAAGUAUCUGGGACUCAAUAAGACUGGACCAUUCAAGCCAAACUACUACAGAUACUGAAAGCCUACGCCACGCCACCACCAUUCCAUGACUUUAAGUACAACCCGUCACGAUCACACAACAGCAAGUGGGCAUUCCAUGUAACCAUGGCAACAGUGAUACAAGGAUUCACAAGUUACUGUUGCCAUGGUUACGCUGUAAAUUUUUGUGGAUAAAUUCACACAAAAGAGCCUGUUAAUAUGAAUUUAUAUGAACAACGUGAUUUAAAGAUGAUGAUGUGAUUUUUUUGUUUGUAAUAUUUGAUGAUUUACUUCAGGUUGUCGGAUAGAUGUAGUAUAUAAUGUAAUAUAUUACCUAGAAUCUAAUAUGAAAUUUUAAGGUAUGAUAGAGAAUAUUUGUUAAAGUGUGUACAAUUCUUAUCACAAUUUCCAUAGAAAGAUUUCUGUUGAAAUCAGAAGUGUCCGUAGAUUGUUUUGUUAUCAACUUGUGAUUAUAUUCAUGUACAAUCAGACUUGUAAAAAAGACUGUACGUUUGAUUAUAAAAAAAUGUAUUGUGUCAUGUACUGAAAUAACCUAUAUCAUUGGGCAGGGUUAUUGUGUAAAAACGGCAGAGAUUUUCAUAUUUAGCUGUGAUAUCAACUAAUGAUACACAUCAUUGUGAUAGAAAAUCGGAUUGUCCUUUCAAAUUAUUUUUAAUCAAAACAUAUUACAACAAUCCCUUAAAAAUUGAAAAUGUAGUUUGAAUCGGCAAAAUAUGUAUGCAAAAUUUAAGUAUCUUUUUCAUAUCAUUACUGGGAUAUGUCAUUCAAAGAUAUUCAAAGAUAUUCAAAGAUGUAUGCGUCUGUUCACGAUUAAAUCUUGAAUUCAACCUUCUUUGAAGAAGGGACAUUUUAUUAUCUCGGUUUAAAUUCUUUUUGGUAAUCUUUACAAAUUUUCCAUUUAAAUAUUGAAAAGUUUGUUAUUGUUCAAUUUUGAAAUACCUAGUUAUGGCAAGAAUUUAUUAAAACAGUCCAAAUGUUUCACUUUGAGUUUGCCUGGAGUUAACUUUCACACAUCAUUGUACAGCUACCGUCCCAGCAAAAAAGAGAUUGCUUAAACAUUGUGAUACAAGAAAAAGACAAAAGAAUUCUCCAAUUAGACUUUGCUUAUAAUGCAAUUACCGGUACUUAAGUAAUAAUUUGAUAUAUACUGUUAUUAAAAUUUCAAGAUACUGUUAGUAGUUACCCAAACUACAAACUCUAUCAGUUCCUUUUGAAUGAUGAAAGUUCUAAGAUAUCAUAAUGAAAUGGUUGAAAUUUAUGGUACCUCAACCAUAUUUGGUAAAGAAUAAUUUUUUUUUCAUAUCGUGGAUGGAAGCUUCAGUAGCAUCUGAUGAGACAAAGUUAUCUAGUAUAUGUAAGUAGUAGGUGAUGGUAGCUAAAUUUUAUUUGUAAUUUUAAUUGUAAGAGAGAUUCCAAAGCUGUAUAAAUAUUUACUGACUCCGAGAUAGCAUUUAGUACCUGUAAUGGAAAAUUAAACUUUAUUUCAAAUAUCUAAAUUUGCAUAGAUUUGAGAAAUUCACCAUUUUCUGUCGUAGGAAUUUGCAUCAAUAUAACAGAUGUUAAAUAUUUAUAUUGUAGACAUACUGAUUUUAACGCACCCAAAUUUUGUAGAAUUUAAACGGAUCAGUGACAAAUUUAAUUAGCAAACCUAUAUAUAUAUUAUUUGCUAUAUAUAUACAUGUAGUAUAUAUGAAUUCAAAUUAACACAGUCAUUAUUUAGCAAGUUUCCCUGAGGAAAAUAAUUUAAAGAUUUAAAAAUACAGCUAAAAUUUGUAUGUUUACAGCAUUUCAUUUACAAGUUGUAGUAGUGUGAUCCUUAAGCUGGUCUUUGUAAAUAUUUUCACACUUAGAAAAGAGGUGACUUUAGUGUAUAUAAGUCAUAACUGUAGGCAAUUUUCUACAGUAAAUACAGACUUUUUGUUAUCAUUUAUCUUUUCAUAGACACAAUAUUUGUAUAGAUCACUUUCAUGGUGAAAAUGGAGUGGAAUAUGGCUAUUAAAAUAGUUUUGUUCUGCAAUGCGCUACAAAUUUUCAUAAUAAUAAAUAAACAAGGAAUUUGUUUUAGUUCACUUAUGCAAUAGUGCAUGUUAUCUCAUAAAUAUAUUAUGAGAUGAUAAACAGUAAGUGGAUAAUUGUGAUACUGCGAGUAUAAACUGUCAAUCUAAUUUUUGUUUAUAUUCUUCAAUAUAUAUAUAUAUAUAUAUAUACAUCAGUUGUUUAUCAAUUAUUUUGCAAUUGAAAAUUAAAGAAAAAGGUCUGAUCUUACAAACAUCAUGUUAACAAUAUAUUCAGGUAAUACUGUGUAUAUACAAAUCUAAUUCAAGUGACAUAGCCAGUGAAGUGAUUUGGACGGUCUUGGUAUUUUUUUGUCCGUUUCUUUACAUGACUAUAUAGGUGCUAGUAGAUGUAUGAGAUUUGUGAUAAAAUGAAAAAGUGAUGUAUAAAAUUUGUUGAAAAUCAUUAAUUUGAAUGUUACUUGGUGUUUUACCUUGUACUCGAUCAGUUGUGGAUGUACCUCUUCUAUAUGUGUUAUCGCACACUGGGAAUUUCAUAACAAUAAAUUCUUAUACUAAUCAGAGAAAAUUAGGGACACUUUAUUGAUAAUCAGGCUGUAUUACUUGAACAGAUCUGCGAUAUUCUCAGCAGCCUUAUUUACAAAUCUUGGCCAAAAGUAUCCAAGAAAUAGACAAGGCUCUCUGGUAGUUUAGCUGUCUAUCAUUACUAUUUAAUGUAGAUGACAGAGUAAUUUCCCUUUUAUAGAUGGAAAAACAUUUUUUUUCUAAAUUCUGUAGUAUCGGUAAGAAAACAAAUGUAUCAUUUUGUUCAUUGGCUAUUGUGGGGGAGGGGAAAUGGAAAGGGGGUCUAGAGUUCUAUUUACAUUGUACUGUGUGCAUGUUAAUGUUGUAAUAAUUUAUGAAAAAUUCUGGUAAGUAUUGGAUUAUUAAAUUACAUUUGGAAUAUUUGGAAAAAAUCUGUUUUUCUGUUUUGAUAUUAGCAUGUUUUUGUCACUUAAAUUUUUAUUAUACUUAAACUAUGCCUGUGUUCUUAAUUGUUUUGAAAACAUGCAAAAAUAAUUUUUUCGGAUAGAUUCUGAGUGAGGUGCGAUUUUAAAAUUGCUUCAUCUGUUAACAAUAAUUUCCGAUUUAUAUUUCAAAGCUUGGUGUAUAAUGAAAAAUAUCUCAGGUUUGAAAAUAUUAUGUCAUUAUCAAGUACUAAAUAUAUUUAUUGCUUAUUUAAAAACAAAUAAAACAGUUGUAUAAACAUGAAUUAAUAUGUACAUUUUGUAAAUGUUUCAGUUUGAGAAGAAUUUUCAAGAUGAAAUUAUUAUAUACUUAUAUGUAUAUACAUGAACUUCUGUGUUUAUCUGUAAAUAGUGAUUGAAAAUGAUGACGGUACUUAUAGUAGAUCUAGUGGUGUACUCAAGAGAAAUCUUAAUGUUAGCAUGACUACAUGUUUUGUUACAAGUGUUUCAUUAUAAAUGUGGUACAUAUUCGAGGGUAGGGCGUCAGUGGGGGUCGUAAUUGUGUUGAUAAUUGUUCUAUCAUUCUAGUACAAGCGCACCUGAUUUGAAAUGUGUACUUAUGUAAAUCUGGCCUUUACAUGUGUGUGGGCUUCAGGCAUUGCAAGUUAGCCAAAGGUCCAUUUCUUUGUAAGUCGACUGGCAUAUUGCCAGUGAAACAAUAAAAUUAGUAUUACUUAAAAAGGUGCAUAUAGUUUAUUCACGUUCAGAAACUUGCUUGAUCAAAUACCUUGAAUGAUGCCCUUCUGAAAAUGAGAUUGUUUCAGUGCAUGUGUUGGGAGUAUGUGUGCAACACUGCAAUAUUACACAACACCAUUGUCAUUGUCUUUUCAGUCUCCUGUGCUGGAGACCAUUGUUGUUUUUUUGUAAAAAAUUUUUGUUGAAUAUGGACAAGCUACAAUUAAAUGUUACUGUUCUUUUCGCUGAACUCAGUCAUAUUAAUGCAGCUGUCACAAGGGGCACAGUGGACCCAUUUAAAACAGUGAUAUGAAAACAGCUGAGCAAGAUUUAUUCUUGAUUGUUUAAAAAUUUUGUUUCACUUUUUAUUUUCCAUUUGAGGUUAUGAACUGUCAGCGUUAUUAAAGAAUGCACAUUCUACGAUAUCAACACACAACUAUAUAAGGUCUACCCCCUGAGGAUCAAAGUAAGUGAGCAUAGGUCAUAGGUCAAACUGCUUCACAAAACUGUAGUUUUCACAUAUUAUAGGUCAUAUUUACAUCACUCUUAAUUUUUGUUGGACCCAUAAACGGGUCAAGGUUGGAGGAAGCGGUCAAAUGUCGAAAGCCUUUUACUUUCAUUCCACACAAAGUAUUGCUUUCAUAAAACUUUGUAGGAGUAUACGUAGACUAUUACUAGAUACAUAAUGUAGUAUGUCACUUAACACAUAGUAGACUUUUAUCCUUAAAGUCAAGGUUAUUGAAGUGAUUCAGGUGGCUGAAAUUUUAUUUAUAAUAAAACAUUAUACCAGAUUAAAUAUAUGUAACAUAAACAAUCACUAUUUCUCAUGAUCAAAGUCGGAAUUACUUUCAAAUUGACAUAGUUCACAUAAACUUUACACCCAGUGAACAGUAGGUAUGUUAAAUGUACAUUGUAUGCAUUUUAUAAACUUAGUACUAAACUUUUGAUUUUUUUCCCCCCUCCUUUGGUUAACUUUCUUCUGUUAACAAUUUACAAUUUUAUUGCAUUUAACUGCCCAGUAGCCAUUUGUAUCAUGUUACCAAGCCAUUCAAACUGAAUGAUAAAACACAGAUUACAGAGAGUUUCAUGGGUUUGUCAAUCGUUAUUUUUUGCAGCCAAUGUUAUAUUUGUUUUUUUCUGUCAGCAGAAUGUUAUAAACUUCAUUUUUUUUGUGUAAAUCUCAUAAUGCAGACCCCUUUACCUGGUGAAACGUUUGGUUUGGUUCCAACCUAGGAUUUGUUAUAAAAGCACUGAACAUGGUUCAGUUUUUAUAUUCCUUAACCCAUUGAUGUAUAUUGGGCCAAUCAUGAAUUUGUUACAUUGAAUUUGAUUGGUUCCUAUUUCUACUAGUCACAGAUCAUGACCUAUGAGAGUGAUCGUUUCAUAUGUACUCGUUUUGGAGGCUACUUCAGAAUCAUCAUUUGUUUGGUCAGUCCAAAAUGGGGAAUACUUUCAUAAAAAUAUGGAAAGAAUAAAAAAAUCUUUAGCAAUAAA